CCAAGGUCCACAAUAUCAUACCUGGGGCUGGGGAGAGGUUCAGUCGUUCAGAGAAGAUUACAGACGCCGAAGCCAAUAGAGAGCGAGCGAGGGAUCGAAAAGCUAAACAGAAAUGCCGGCGAGUGCGACGUUCAUCGGAGCUUUACUGGGGUUGGGCACCCAGAUGUACUCCAACGCCCUCCGUAAACUUCCUUACAUGAGACAUCCAUGGGAACACGUUUUAGGGAUGGGUCUGGGCGUAGUCUUCGCCAAUCAGCUCGUUAAAUGGGACGCUCAGCUCCAAGAAGAUCUCGACAAGAUGCUUGAGAAGGCCAAAGCUGCUAAUGAGCGCCGUUAUUUCGAUGAAGAUGAAGGCUAGGACUGCAAGCUUCUGUUCAUGCCUUCAUGGGUUUGAAACCCUUGCAUCGUGGACAUUUUGGUUUACUUUUAUUUAAAGUCUGAUUGGGUGUAAUUCUGUUACGCGAUUUAACUUGCUUCUACUGGGAACCCAGCGCAAUGCACUUGAAACGUGAAAUGAAAAAAAAAAAAACCGAAAUAAAUUCUAAAUUUAAGCCCCCAAA
Messenger RNA from Nelumbo nucifera (sacred lotus), 560 nucleotides. Its product is annotated as excitatory amino acid transporter. NCBI's taxonomy places the organism in Eukaryota, Viridiplantae, Streptophyta, Magnoliopsida, Proteales, Nelumbonaceae. The record is from RefSeq and is a predicted model, not a curated record.